Messenger RNA from Cotesia glomerata, 1965 nucleotides. RefSeq lists its product as uncharacterized. The record is from RefSeq and is a predicted model, not a curated record. The coding region runs from base 249 to 1295 and encodes 348 amino acids. The transcript is spliced from 3 exons. Lineage: Eukaryota; Metazoa; Arthropoda; Insecta; Hymenoptera; Braconidae.
UGUUCCAGACUACUGCUCGGUACGUCAGCGACAACAGCUCUGGCGAUACUUACUUCUGAUUACUUAUUUUGUUUACUAGACAAAGUGUUAGAAAAACAAUAGAUAAAAAAGUUAUUACCACGAACUUCGAACUGUUUUUUACACUCGAGUAAUAAUCGUGCUGUGUUUUAUUUAUUACUAUUUUUUUUGAAACGUUGAAUGUUAAAUAGUCUUCAGUUCGUGCAGGAUAAUACACUAAGAGUGCAAAGAUGAAAGUUCGAAUGAUAUUAUUGACUCUAGUUGGUUUUGCAGUUCAUGGGACUACCGAAGGAUACCCACCACAAGUUAUCAAAUCAGAUGGAACUGCAGUCGAUCGCAUCAGCAGUGAGCACGAGGAUUCUAUAGCUGCUGCAUCCGAAGUUCACGACACAGACUACGAUGGAUCAGAUGACUCGGACAUGUACAUGGAACCGGAUGAAGCUGAAACUGGAAAUCAUGAGUCUAAGCAAGCCAAAGAAGAACCAACAUUCAAUCAAGCAUCAGAUACUCCAGGAAUAACAACGACCGAAUCUCAAGUAGAAGUAGAUACAGUCGAAGCAGUUCCAACAGCGCAGGAAGACAAAAGCUUAGAACAGGAGAGUCAAAACUUCUUUCCUUCUUUUGCAGAACUAUUCGCCAAUCAUCGACUAACUUACAAUGAACAGCAGCAGCAACAACGUUAUCGUCCGAACCGUUUUUUAGGCUACUUCCAACGCGAACGAGCCCCCUAUCAAUCAUCAGCGUCCACGGUUAAAGAUGCACAACACCCACUUCUAGGUUCGGGCAACUUCGGGGUCAUACGUGGAGGGACUUAUUACUCUGAAGAAAAAGACGAGGAGUACAAUGGCGAUGAGAGCUUGUAUAAUCCGUACUAUUCAUCCAAUCAUGCCAACAGAGGACGAUCCAAUCAUUAUCGGAAUCCUAAGCCACAACCUGUUCGGCCAGGAGACUUUUUCUCAAAUUUCCGCGACUUUGCUGACAUCACAGCUCCACCCAAGUCUAGUUUUUCUCAUUUGUCUGUUGUUUAUACGAAUAGAAAUGGCACGAAAAGUGCUGCCGUUGGAGGAGCCACUGAACCGAGGAAUAUCAUUGAAACUCUGAGAAUGUUAGAAGAGCAAGACAAUGAAAAUACUGAAGAUGAUAGCACAAUAACAACUGAGCUACCAGUUAAAAAAUUGAGUUCUGGAAAGCGAAAACUUAUGAAAAUGAAGAAAUACCAAGAAGAUAAGGCCAGAAAAUUUCGUAUGACUGUUGAACCUUUGCUUGCUUUGAGCUGAGUUGAUUUAAUCAUUUUAAUAUUUUUAAAAUUUAUCUUUAAAUAUUUAGAUGUGUGUAUCUGGUGUAUUAUGUGUGUAAGAAUGACUAGGAAUUUAUAUAUUUUAAACGGAAUCUGACCUCCAGAGAUCAGAACCAAAGUAAGAAGAAAUAAAAAAUUGAUAGAUUUUUAGUGUGCGUUUUAUCGAACUAUACAUUCGAGUGCAUAUAAUAAAUUAUUGUUGAUUAUUUUAAGUUACGGAAAAAAGAAAUUGUAAUUCUAUGUCUUAUUCAAUUAAUGUUAUGUAAUCUAUUCUACUAAAUUUCAUUAAUUGUUUUUUAUUGUUAGAAAUUUUAUGAAGAUUUUGUCAUAUCAUCAUCGCUUUUACAUGUGUUAUUUAUAGAUAUACUUUGAAAACACUUGGUUGUUAUUGAUAUUAUUGAAUUCUCGUCAUGUACUUGCCAUGAAAUUAGGCAUAUUGUUAUAAUGUUUACAACUAACUACUGCAGUAGUGAUGAUAUUAACUAGAGAAAAAUAAUAUGUGUACUUGAAUGUUUUACUCACUUUGAAAAGUUAAGUAACGUAAAACGAAUAUAUUCUAACUUAUUAAUAGUUAUUUGAUGUAAACAAUCGCAGCAUAUGUAUAUACUUUCAUCCUAAUAAAUAACUCAUAAAUAUAUUGUACAACUAUA